This is a messenger RNA of Bicyclus anynana (squinting bush brown), 3184 nucleotides long. RefSeq names its product lon protease homolog, mitochondrial (gene Lon). Gene Ontology annotation, molecular function: ATP-dependent peptidase activity; serine-type endopeptidase activity; ATP binding. The transcript has 16 exons. The record is from RefSeq and is a predicted model, not a curated record. Gene Ontology annotation, biological process: mitochondrion organization; protein catabolic process; protein quality control for misfolded or incompletely synthesized proteins. Gene Ontology annotation, cellular component: mitochondrial matrix. NCBI's taxonomy places the organism in Eukaryota, Metazoa, Arthropoda, Insecta, Lepidoptera, Nymphalidae. Bases 153 to 3053 code for a protein of 966 amino acids.
UGACAGUGACAGAACUGCUAAGAGAAGAGAUGUGUGCCGAAUAAAAACUUUGAAAAAUCUGGAAAAAUAACCUUAUAAUCUUAGAAUCGAGAUUAAAUAAUAAUUUCUUAAUGAAAUUCCCGUUUUCUCCAUAACUUCACAGAAAAGGAAAGAUGCACGCAGCGAAUGCGUUAGUAAGGAAUACUGUAUUGUUCAAUCCGAGUUUGAGGUCUUCUACGCGAAUUGCUAGAAAUGUAUCACAAAUUGCAUCACAUCUCUCCAAAAAGUCAGCGGGAAACCGCUUAUUGAAAUGCUAUAAUAGAUACAGUGCGCACAAUUGCCGAGUUGCUGCCUAUGAUGGAAAUUUGCCUAUAAUUAAUCAGAUUUAUUCCAGUAGACUUUUCUCAACUGGCAAUAAAAAUGACCCAGAAGAAGAAGAUCCCCCAGUGGAUGUAAAGGAUGAGACUCCUUUAUUUUCGAGCCAGCUGCCAGCCACAGUAGCGGUGCCGGAGGUGUGGCCACAGGUGCCUGUAAUAGCUAUCAACAGGAAUCCAGUGUUCCCAAGAUUUAUCAAACUUAUAGAGAUAUCAAACCCAGCAUUAAUAGACCUAAUAAGACGGAAAGUCAAACUAAACCAGCCCUACGUCGGAAUCUUUCUCCGUAAGAAGGAAGACGAGAAGUCUGACGUAGUUUCCACUUUAGACGACUUGCACGACGUUGGCGUGUUUGCACAGAUACACGAAAUGCAAGACAUGGAUUACAAACUGAGACUUGUUGUGAUGGCGCAUCGGAGAAUCAAGAUAACUGGCCAGUUUGUCGAAGACGAAAUUGAGACUGGACCUGCAGAAAUGAAGCUCAAGUUUCCCGUGUUUAACGUGGAAUUUAACGUUACCCGCGAAGAAACAGACGCCGAGCGCCGUCGGAGAAAGUACCGCAACACGAGACGGAAGACCAGCGAUACGGAGGAGCCCGCGGGAGAGAAGGAGACGAAGAAAGUGUUACCCGACCAAGUUAUGAUGGUCAAAGUGGAGAAUAUGCAACACGAAAAGUUCCAGCAAAAUGAGGAGGUGAAAGCGCUGACUCAAGAAGUUAUAAAGACUAUACGGGAUAUCAUUAACAUGAAUCCCUUGUACAGGGAAUCUCUUCACCACAUGUUAGCGCAAGGUCAAAGGGUGGUCGACAAUCCAGUUUACCUGAGUGACUUGGGCGCGGCGCUGACGGGGGCUGAGCCUGCCGACCUGCAAGCUGUGUUGGAGGAGAUGGACAUACCGAAGCGGUUGAUGAUGUCGCUGUCGCUGCUGAAGAAGGAGUACGAGUUAUCCAAGCUGCAGCAGAAGAUUGGCAAGGAGGUGGAAGAGAAAGUGAAGCAGCAGCACAGGAAGUACAUCCUUCAUGAACAGCUAAAGGUGAUAAAGAAAGAGCUAGGGCUGGAAAAAGACGAUAAAGACGCGAUAGGCGACAAGUUCCGCGAGCGCCUGGCCGACAAGCAGGUGCCGGCCGCCGUGCAGACCGUCAUCGACGAGGAGCUCAACAAGCUCAACUUCCUGGAGAGCCACAGCUCAGAGUUCAAUGUCACUCGGUGUUACCUCGACUGGCUGACAUCAUUGCCGUGGGGGGUCACAUCUGAAGAGAACCUGAAACUUGAGGACGCGCAAGUCAUCCUAGACGAGGACCACUAUGGAAUGGAAGACAUCAAAAAGCGAAUUCUGGAAUUCAUAGCUGUGUCUCAACUUAAGGGCAGCACCCAAGGCAAGAUACUGUGCUUCCAUGGACCUCCAGGAGUUGGUAAAACUAGUAUUGCCCGUUCAAUAGCCCGCGCGCUCAACCGCCAGUACUUCCGCUUCUCCGUGGGCGGUAUGACGGACGUGGCGGAGAUCAAGGGUCACCGGCGCACGUACGUGGGCGCCAUGCCCGGCAAGCUGGUGCAGUGCCUCAAGAAGACCGCCACAGAGAACCCGCUCGUGCUCAUCGACGAGGUCGACAAGAUCGGCAAAGGUGUCCACGGAGAUCCAUCAUCAGCGCUGCUAGAACUGCUGGACCCGGAGCAGAACGCCAACUUCCUGGACCACUACCUGGACGUGGCAGUGGAUCUGUCCCGGGUGCUCUUCAUAUGUACCGCCAACGUUGUGGACCUUAUACCAGAGCCUUUGCGGGAUAGGAUGGAACUCAUUGAUAUGUCUGGUUACGUAGCAGAAGAGAAGUUGGCGAUAGCGCAGCAGUACCUGGUGCCGACCGCCCAGAAGAACUGCGGCCUCUCGCAGGAGCAGAUGGAGCUGACUCCGGAGAGCCUGCACACGCUCAUCAAGUCCUACUGCAGGGAGAGCGGCGUCAGGAACUUGCAGAAGCACAUCGAGAAGAUAGCACGGAAGGUGGCAUUCAAAAUCGUGAAGAAAGAAGCCGACAAGAUGGUCAUAGACGAAAGCAAUUUGUCGGAUUUGGUGGGCAAGCCGACGUUCAAACACGACCGCAUGUAUGACGUCACGCCCCCGGGAGUGGUCAUGGGGUUAGCCUGGACUGCGAUGGGUGGCAGCACACUGUACAUCGAGACGGCUCUCCGCAACACGUUCAAGGACGACAAGCUCACAGCCGGCUCCAUGGAGCUGACGGGGCAUCUCGGCGACGUCAUGAAGGAGUCCGCGCGCAUCGCCCUCACCGUCGCUAGGAACUUCCUCGCCGAGCUCAGACCUGACAACAACUUCCUAAAUACUAGCCACAUCCACCUGCACGUGCCGGAGGGCGCCACGCCCAAGGACGGCCCGUCGGCCGGCGUGACCAUCACCAGCGCGCUGCUGUCGCUGGCGCUGCGUCGGCCGGUGCGCGCGCAGCUGGCCAUGACGGGCGAGGUGUCGCUCACGGGUCGCGUGCUGCCCGUCGGCGGCAUCAAGGAGAAGAUCAUUGCGGCGAAACGCGUGGGAGUGACCUGCGUGAUCCUUCCAGAAGAGAACAGAAGAGACUUCGACGACCUGCCGUCCUUCAUCCGCGAGGGCAUCGAUGUGCACUUCGUCGGCGAGUACGAGGAUGUGUUCAAGAUCGCCUUCGAGCAGGACCAGAUAAAAAUCAAUGAAGUGCACUAAAAUCUAAGUUUGGUGCACAGAUGGUCGCUGCCGGCAUCAAGAGGGCCUUCAACUAGGAUUAAGGACUAGAAGAAAUACACAGAUUUAUGUUCAACAAACUUUAUUUUAAUAAAUAUGUUAUAUAGUACAAA